GGCGGGGUGGCUGGCGAGGGUGCCCCAGGUGGGUCUGCCCCCCUUCCUGGCCUGCCUCGCUCCCUUUCUCCUCCCCAUCCCAGCCCCAAAGGUGCCCCCCAUCGGCCUUUGCAUUCACCGGGAGGGGAAGAGACCCUGAGCCAGACACAAGAGACUUUCUCAUUGUUCCCUUUCUUGGGGUCGGGAUCCUGGAGCGCCUUCUGCUUCUGCUUCUUCCCACAGAUCUGGCUCCCUUGUUGGUGUUGUGCAGCCCAGGAGGAACCAGGAACCAGGGACCUAAGAGUAGAUCAUGGAGGAUGAAUGGCUGAUUGUGGAUGCUGAUCAGAAACCUGUUUACAAGGAAGCUCACCAGGAAAACUGUGAAAGUCUAGUGGCACUGACAGGGCCUCCAAAUUCCCAACCCAGUGAAAUUUUCUUGAUAGAAGAUGAAGAGGAGCCUUGUAUACCGGAACCAGGGAAUAAGGAAAACAAAAGAAGAGGCAAUUUAUCAGGUGAGGGAUUGGGCAGUGAGGAGGAGGAGGAGAGUGAGGAGGAAGAUGUUCAGCAACAAGACCAUCCCAAGGUGGUAGAGCUGGAUGCCAGCAUGGUCCCAGGGAACUGUAAGAGCCUGCGCUGGAGGGUAGUGCAGCAGGUCGGUGGUGGCAAGGUCCUGACAGGAGACGGUCCACCGAUCAUGGUUCUGCAGAAGGGCUAUGAGUGUGAGGAUUGUGGGAAGGUGUUCAGCUGCAGCUCGCACUACAGCAAGCAUCGCCGCACACACACUGGGGAGCGGCCCUUCCGCUGUGGAGAGUGUGGCAAGAGCUUUAAUGUCAGCUCCAACCUUUACAGGCACCAGCGGGCACAUGCCAAUGCCGGUGCCACGCCUGUAACUCCCGCUCCGUCACUCUUGCCCAGUCGCGGAUUGCCCUACCAGUGUGCCGAAUGUGGCCAGUGUUUCCGUCGCAACACAGAGCUGGUGACCCACCAGCGGCUUCACACCGGACGCCUGCCUUUCCAGUGUGCCGACUGUGGCAAGAGCUUCUCGUGGAGUUCGCACUUUGCCCGACACUUGAGGAUCCAUACUGGCGAGAAGCCCUACCCAUGCAAUGAGUGCGGCAAGAGCUUUAGCCGCAGCUCCCACCUUUACCGACACCAGCGCACACACGGGACCAGCGCUGCAGCCAAUGUCACCCGUGCCUACAUCUGCACCUACUGUGGGCGCAGCUUCAGCACCACUUUGCAUUUUGACCAGCAUCAGCGCACCCACCGGGGCCGCAAACCGUACAAGUGCACCCUCUGUGGGAAAGCUUUUGCUGACGGUUUGGCUUUGGUGAAACACCAGCGUUUGCAUUUGAUUGGAGGUGACCAGAGUCACCAAUGUUCUGAGUGCGGGCAAAGCUUUGGGGGUCAGUCCCAACUGGCCCGCCACCGGCGUCUCCAUGGCACGGCCGACAAGCCGUACGGCUGCGGGGAGUGUGGGCAGAGCUUCAGCUCUCGGGGCCAGCUGGCUCAACACCGCCGGCUCCACAUGUCUGCCGACAAGCCCUACCACUGUGGGGAGUGUGGGCUCAGCUUCACUUGGAGCUCCCAUUGGGAGCGACAUCGGCGCAUCCACACGGGUGAAAGGCCCUAUUCCUGUGGGGACUGUGGGAAGUGCUUUGGGCGCACCUCCCACCUUUACCGGCACCAACGCACCCACGCGGGUGGCCAACCACACGUCUGCCCAGACUGUGGCAAGAGCUUCAACAGCACCUUGCACUUCCAGCGUCAUCAGCACACCCACCAUCUUGACCCAGACAAUGACUCACCCUCUGCCCGCGCUUGUCGGGACUGUGGCAUGCCCUUUGCCGAUGCCUCGGCUCUGCUCAAACACCAGUGUGUUCACGAGGGUGAGAGGCUGUAUCCCUGUCCACAGUGUGGAUGCCACUUCCGUGGCACAUCACAACUUUACCAGCAUCUCCGUACCCACCGGCCAGGGGACACUAUCCUAAUACCAGCUUCCCCGCAAUGUAAGGAAAUUGAACCAUGCUAAAGAGAGAGGAAGCAAUUGGGGGUGGCGGUAGGGGCGGGAGUUUACACCCUGUCUUUGGUUGGCAAGUAGUCAUGGUCCUGACAAAAAUUCCCCAGGUGUAUCCUGGCCUAAUCCAAAGUCCACAGUGGGCUAUUCUUUUUAAAAAUCGCCCAAUAUUUGAUUUCAGUCACUAAGGUGCAAUUUUUGGUUUCUCGGCAGGGAGUUGGACUGGAUGGCCCAUGAGGUCUCUUCCAACUCUAUGAUUCUAUGGUAUACAUACAGAGUAGUAUAAUGACAAGUGAAAUCUCAAGUUUUGUCUUAACUUUUUCAUUAGGCACCUUUGGAUGGAAACAACAUUCUGUCAAACACAACAGUUUUCUCACAACUGCAUCUUCCUGGCCUUGCACAUCUUUUUCCCUGCUUGGUUGAUCUCCUCUUUUGGGAUCCAGGUUGGCUGUGGAGUAUUUCAAGGGGCCUUGUCUCCAUGGCUGCCUUGCCUAGGUAAGAUAAAGGUAAAGGUAAACCCUAAUCCUUUACCUUUACCUUUUGUCUCCAUGGCUGCCUUGCCUAGGAGUUCUUGUAAAUGAUGCCUCUUCUACACAGCUGAAUAAAAUUCCACAUUAUCUGCUUUAAACUGGGAUAUACGGCAGUGUAGACUCAGAUAACCCACUUCAAAGCAGAUAUUGUUGGAUUUUCUUCUGUGAUCUUCUCAAUUAUAUGGCUGUGUGGAAGAGCCCAGAGCAGAGGGCUGCAGAACAGGGUUAUAUGUGUGUCUGAGGAAACUCCUAGGUAGCUGAGAAAAAGAAGGAAAAUAGGCUUUGAAGAUCCAGAUUUUGUGCUUUAAAAAGUUACUUCAAGAAGCUUAAUUUCCAUAACUAAUUCUUAUAGUGAUGUAUGAUUAUUCUUUGGAUUAUUCAACAUACUUAUGGCAAAGAUUACAAUUAGCUGGAACCUGCCUAGUUGAAGGAGUUUAGUGAAUCACUCGCUGCUUUGAAAUGGACUUUGGAUUUGGCCAUGGGGGAGGUAAUAGAUUUAAGUGGGUAGAGUAGAUAGUGGAGUAGGGCAGAAUGGCUUAGUAGGAAGGGGCCAGAUGUUAUGUGGAGCUGGACGGUUCCUGCAGCUCAAGGCUUGGGAUCUCUUCUCACAUCCCCUGUGUACAACCGCACUGGAACAACGGAAGCAAUUUCAUUCCUUAUCUUCUUGUAAAGGGGAAUCCCACUCACUAAAAGCACUUAACUAUUAUACUAUGUCUCAACGCUUAGCAUCUGGCAAAUGUAAUGCUCAAGAGAUGGGGCAAAAUAACUGGAAGAAGGCAGGAAAAGUCUGCAAAACCAUUCUGGUCAUUUUAUGUUUUAAAAAUCUUGCUUUCAUAAGAGAGUCUUAAACGGGUGAAACUGCCCAAACAGAGGUGUAAUGAAAAAUAUGGAAGUGUGUGUUUUCAUCUUUGAAGCCACAUCCCCAAAGUACUACACCAAGAAUACCGGCAUGUUAAUGUGCUCUCCCCAUACCAAUCCCACUGUUGUGAUGACUGGUGUUAAACCUACAGGGAACAAGGAGAUCGGAACCGGCUGGCAAAUGAUUGUGUCUUCGGCUCCAUCUACACUAGUGGUUCCCAAUCUUUGGGCUUCUAGGUGUUUUGGACUCCAACUCCCAGAAAUCCCAGCCAGCUUACCAGCUGGGUUGUUGUAUGUUUUCCGGGCUGUACGGCCAUGUUCUAGAAGUAUUCUCUCCUGACGUUUCGCCCACAUCUAUGGCAGGCAUCCUCAGGGGUUUUGAGGUAUGGAGAAACUAAGCAAGGAAGGCAUAUAUAUCUGUGCAAAGUCCAGGGUGAGAGAAGAACUCUAGUCAGUUGGAGGCCAGUGUGAAUGUUGUAGUUAAACACCUUAAUUAGCAUUGAAUAGCUUCAUCUCCUGGCUUCUUCCUGCCUGGGGGCAUCCUUUGUUCAGAGUCGUUAGCUGCCCCUGGUUCCCAUGUCUGGAACUUCCUUACCAGCUGUUAGGAAGUGUGGAGCUGAAGUCCAAAACACCUGGAGGCCCAAAGGUUGGGAACCACUGAUCUACACUGACCAUUUAAUUCAGUUCGAAGCUAGCUUCAAUUGUGACAUCCAGACAACAAAUGCCCAUAAUACCUUCCAAAAGAAAGCUCUUAAUGUGCAUCAGUGCUCUGUGCUUUGUGUAAUCACCCUCCGGGCUUCAAACUGGUUCCAAGAUUUCUUAUGAAAUCAUCUACACAGUGAAACCAAAUACUGUUUUGAAACUGCAUUAAGGGAUCAGUGAAAAUAAGGCCUUCCUUAAGGUUUAGAAAGCCUCGGUGCUCUGAUUGUUUGAGACCUGGCUUCACUGAACCCUUGCACACAUUUCACAUCGUUCUUAUUUAGAGAAUAGGUGCACCACCCCUGUUUUCUUUCCGUAUAGCACUUCAUGCUUCUCUUCCCACCUUUUUUGUGGUAUGGUUAGUACUAUAAGUUUGUACCAAACUGCCCACAUAUGUGAGAAAUACGGUUUCGACAUUUUCAUAGAAACCUAGAGUUGGAAGAGACCCCAAGGGCCAUCCAGUCUAACCCCAUUCUGCCAGGCAGGGGCAGAAUCAAAGCACUCCCAACAGAUGGCCAUUCAGCCUCUGUUUAAAAACCUCCAGAGAAGGAGACUCCCCUCUCCCAGGCAACAUAUUCCACUGCUGAAAAGCUCUUACCGUCAGGAGGAUCUUCCCAGUGUUUCCCAAAGGAGGCAGGCGAAUUGACCCAGGGAACUCAAACACUUCAGUGGAGUCCUGGGAGUUAUAGUUUUACAAGGUCUUUAGCCUUCUCCUCCAAAGAGUGCUGUGGCUCACCAAACUACAAAUCCCUGGCUUCUAUAGCAUUGAGACAUGCCAGUUAAAGUGGUGUGAAAUUGCAUUAAUUAUACAGUGCAGAUGCACCCUAUGUUCCCAUCUUCUUCCAGGAGUGCAGCUAGACCAGGCAUGGGCAAACAUCAGCCCUCCAAGUAUUUUGGACUUCAACUCCCACAAUUCCUAUUAGCUUCAGGCCUUUUCCCCUCAGCAACUUAAGUGAAAAGGACAGGGUCUAAGGCUGUUAGGAACUGUGGGAGUUGAAGUCCAAAACCCCUGGAAGGGCAAAGUUUGCCCAUGCCUGAGCUAGACAGAUACUGAGCAUCUUCAGGAUGGAGACAGAACACCUCAAAUUAUGUUAGAUUUUAGAAUUGUUUACCUUAAGGUAGCUAUAUCCUCUCAUGUAGGAAUAGCACAUCAGUUGCAACUACUGUGAAAAAAAAUAAACAAAAAGCGGUUGCUUUGUAAAAUAAAACCUCUGGUGGAUUAACAAGAAUUUGGUGGUAGAUGGUCCUGAAAAAUUACUUGCCUUUCUGAUCCAGCCAUGCUGAAAGUGAGCAGGAAUUUGUAUGUGUUUGUGAAUUAAAUAGACUAGGGGAAAUUAAAAAAAUAAAUACAAUAAAAUCUU
Anolis carolinensis (green anole) is the source of this 5444-nucleotide messenger RNA. Its product is annotated as zinc finger protein 436. The transcript is spliced from 4 exons. Bases 290 to 2011 code for a protein of 573 amino acids. Gene Ontology annotation, molecular function: DNA-binding transcription factor activity, RNA polymerase II-specific; RNA polymerase II cis-regulatory region sequence-specific DNA binding. The record is from RefSeq and is a predicted model, not a curated record. Gene Ontology annotation, cellular component: nucleus. Gene Ontology annotation, biological process: regulation of transcription by RNA polymerase II. Lineage: Eukaryota; Metazoa; Chordata; Lepidosauria; Squamata; Anolidae.